Molecule: messenger RNA, 1289 nt
Organism: Lates calcarifer (barramundi perch)
Lineage: Eukaryota; Metazoa; Chordata; Actinopteri; Centropomidae
Exons: 8
Coding region: 26-970 (314 amino acids)
Source: RefSeq, a predicted model, not a curated record
GGAGGAGCAAAGAAAGUAGACAACAAUGGGGAAACAUGAUCCUGGACGUCUUGCUGCGAUAGUGGUUUCUGUUGUUGGCUUUGCAAUAAGCCUGGUGUUCAACGGGCUGUCAGUGGUUGGUAUUGGUCCUUAUGAUACCACUACAGCCAAUGUGUCUGCUGUGUUUGACACCCAGAUCACACCUUCAGGAUGGACCUUCAACAUCUGGAGUGUCAUCUACGUCUGGCUAACCUCCAUGAUUAUUUACAUCCUUGCGAGUCUUUGCAGAAAGAACGGUUAUGGCUACGUUUACUGCAGCCCUGCAGUGUUGCCUUAUGGAUUCUUCAUUAGCUGGUGCCUCAAUCUGUGUUUCAAUAUUGGCUGGCUGCUUGUUUGGGACAGAGGUAUAAUGAUUGCUGCACUGGUUUUUCUCAUCCUGGUCAUCUGCACAAACUACUCCAUGAUAUGCUUCAUCUGCCAUGGGCUUCACAUUUAUGGAGCCUGGCUCAACAAAUACCACAAAGCAGAUCUGUGGCUCCUCCGUGUCUUGGUUCAAAAUGGUGUGAUGAUAUACACAACAUGGACAACUAUUGCAACCCUAAUCAACCUGACCAUUGUCCUGACUUAUGAUGUAAAGAUGUCCCCAGAGGACGCUGCCACAAUUUCAUACUCUGUUUUGGCUGUUCUGUUGCUCGUGUGGUUUGUUUUGGAAAACUCUGUCCUUGACAAACAUGUGCGCUACAUCCUCAUCAUCUACCCUGUUGUGAUCUGGGCUCUGUCUGGAAACCUGGACAAAAACUACGAUGCUUCAUCACCCAGUCGCAAUGGUAUCUUCAUUGUUGCGCUGCUGGCCGUAGCCUCUGUGCUGUUGGCUGUAAGGAUUGUUUGGGUGAUUUGGAGACACAUCAAACAGCCACUCUAUGAGGACGUCAGCCCUGGAGCCAUGGAGCCGAUGGACAUUGCUGUGAAGCAGAAGAAGAUAUUUCGCUAAACAUUUUUAUGAUAUAACAAACUGAUAUGUGCUGUUAUACAUCAUAGAAAAUACAUGUGCAGUUGUUUAGUAUCACUUUGUUAAUCACUUUGUUAGGACAAAUGUUAAUUUUUUUAAUUUAUGUUAUGAAAUACACUAAAGCAUAAUUAGCAUACAGUAGUUUUCACCUGGAAUAUUAUUUUCAACUUUGGCUGAAUGCUCUCUGAUCCUUUUAUGGCUCUAUUCUAACAUAUAGUUGCUAACACCACUCAUUAGGCUCUGAUAAGGAGACUAUUACAACACUACAAGGGGGGAUAACACUGCAAUCACACACCUUUAA